GCAGAGCGGUGUAGUGUGUGUCAGGUUUCAUUCUGAGAGAGAGACUCAAGCGCGCAGCAGUCAGACAAACCCGUCAAAUGGCACGACCGAAGCACACAGACUCCCACUAGAGCCGGAGCUCACUCAACCAUUAUCUCCAUGCACUUGAAUGAGCAGCAUGCCUCAGUUGAGGUCGUUUUGAAGAUUAAUAUUUUCACGUGAAAAGCGGUUUAAUUGCCUGAAAGGAGAACUUUAAUCGGUUUAUUUGAGCACUACCCCGUUCAGUGGUGGAUAAACAUCAUAUAGCCUACAUAAGUCUCACAGACAUGGAGGACAUGAAAUUGCGAGUAUCACCUCAGUCCAGUCUGGAGAGGACCUGCGUUCAGCAUCCCUGCCAAAAGCGCAUUUUGACGAACUGGAAGGACGUGUGUGCAGUCUGCGUGUGUUUGAUCUCGUUUGGAGUUUGUGUGUUGCUCUACCUGAGGACGUCAGAUCUGCAGUCCAGGGUGCUCAGUUUGGAAAAGGACAGAGACCCCCGUAUCUCCAGUUGGAUCUCUCUGGAACAGGUGGAGCCUGUCCUGUGGAGUCGACUGGAUCAGAUAUUAGAGGAGAAAUUAGCAGCACGUCUGCCGAAGAUUCGGGCGGCUCGGGAUGCACCUCACAGCUGCAUCUGUCCACCAGGUCCUCCUGGUCCACCUGGACGAGCAGGCUUUCCGGGAGACAAAGGAUCAAUGGGCAUUCCUGGAAGAAUGGGCUUAAAGGGAAACCUGGGGGAGAAGGGAGCGCCAGGAGAGCCAGGUCUGUCUAUCAUUGGCCCACGAGGACCUCCUGGACAGCCCGGUACUAGAGGAUUUCCAGGCUUUCCGGGCCCCAUUGGCUUGGACGGGAAACCUGGACAGAAUGGUCCAAAAGGUGAUAUGGGUCCUCGUGGUCCUAAAGGAGUACCAGGUGAACCUGGUCCAAAAGGAGAGAAGGGUGUAUGUGGUGACUACACUCACAGGAAACGCCGUAUUGUCAACGCCUGUGCUGGAGGACAGGCCAAACAGAUGUUGCCCAUCACCGUCCGCAACAUGCCCUCAAUAAGCCCUCUAAUCCUAAAGCGCCUCAAGCAGGGCGAGCCCGGAGCGCAAGGACCACCGGGACCUCCUGGCCCCCCAGGGACUCCUGGCCUAACUGGUGCUAGUGGGCCCCCGGGUAAACCCGGAGAACCUGGAAAACCUGGAAAAGACCCAAGAAUGCUACCAGGGCUGAAGGGUGAGCCCGGUGUACCUGCACAAAAGGGUGAUCGUGGUGAAGCUGGUCCAAGUGGACCUGAAGGCCCCAAGGGAAUUAAAGGAGAUGAAGGAAUGAAGGGAGAGAAAGGCGAUCCUAGUGCUGCAGGAGCUGGCAUCAAAGGAGAACCAGGUGCCUCGGGACAGCCCGGACAAGCUGGACCCAAGGGUGAGAAAGGUGAUCAAGGCAUAAAGGGUGACCAUGGCCAGGAAGGCCCAUCUGGACCAAGGGGUCCACCAGGUCCAACCGGGGAGCCAGGAAAAUCUUUAAUCAACAACAAUGAAAAUGAUAUACGCAAUGUGCAUUUAAUGGGCCCUCCUGGUCUGCCUGGACCUCCAGGGUUUCCUGGGACCCCCGGUUUGAAGGGUGAUGUUGGACUUCCAGGUCCCCCUGGUCUUGAUGGGGAAAAGGGUCCAAGAGGAAAGCCAGGAGAACAGGGACCCUUUGGCCCUCCUGGACCAGAGGGACCUCAGGGAGAAGGAGGAGUCAUAGGCUUGCCUGGGCCAAAAGGAGACAAGGGAGACAUGGGCCCCUCAGGAUCACCUGGUUUAGAUGGCCCUACUGGAGAAAAGGGGGUUUCAGGGCCCCCUGGCCAUAUUGGAUUGCCAGGCCUAAUGGGUCAGAAAGGUGAACAUGGGGAGAAAGGAGAUAAAGCAGAACUGGUCUAUGGGCCUGCUGGACCUCCAGGACCUGCAGGGCCAGUUGGGCCAUUGUCACCUCCAGGUUUGCCAGGACCAAAGGGAGAACCAGGAAUAGGCCUGAGAGGAGAGAAGGGAUCACCUGGACGGAAAGGAGAGAAAGGAGAUAGGGGCCAUCUUGGACUCCCUGGGGCUCAUGGUUUAGACGGCAGGCCUGGUCCAGUGGUGAGUGGCGCAAGACACGUUCCCAUCAUCCACCCCUCUAUUUCCAUCCAUCCCUCUCUUGUUUCUCCCUCCGCCUGCUUCUCUCGUUCUGUCUGUCUGCCUCUGAUUGAGCUGUUGCUUGCUUGCUUCUGUGUUUUGUGUCUUUUCUGUGUUGUCUAAUGGUCAAGGCCUUGUUUAGAUCUCUAUUGAGGUUGCAUCGGCAUGAGUAUGACUUUGAUUUGACUUUGUCCCUAAGCUGUUUGGCUGUUGCCUCUUGCUGUUUCCUGAGGUACCACGCUCGGUUGAUUUCUCAACCUGUCAACACGCGAGUGACUGAAGGGGAGCAUGGCCAAACACUUAUAAACAUCUCUCUCUCUCUCUCUGAAACGCAAUUUCUCCUUCUUUGAAAAGUAUGCACAUCGUGCUCUACAAAAGUGAAUAAUCCUUUCGCAUUUCAUGCCGUCGCAGCCCUCUAUACCUUUGUAAAAAAAAAUUCAGACAUGCUUGAACUCUGACCUUUCGAAGGCUUAAUUCCCUCACAGCUUCAGAGCUUUAUUUCAUUCCAUGACAAGCUUUGAUCUUGUAAUGUCAUACCAGGAGAGAGCAUGAUGGGAUGCGGCUGCAUGAACAAUGAUUUCACGACAUACAACUGUACAAAUGGCUGAGAAGCAAGACUCCUGAAAAAGCAAGAUGUCUAACAGCCCUUCUGUUGAUUCCUCUCCAAGUCAUGGGAGGAAAAUGGAAGAUGGAUUCGCUGUUAUAUUUACUUGUGUGUCUGUUUAUUUCCACUUAGAUCAACAAACUUUGGAGUUUUGUGGAAUUCCUCUGCAGAUUGGUCCUCGGAUAGCUCUUUUUAAACAUAUAUAAGGAGUUUAAAUUGCUCUUAUUCGGCUCAGAAAAGUUUGUUGAUCUAUUGGUGCUCAACACUGAUUAGUUUCUCUCCCUCUCUAAACUCUUAACCCACCGCUGUGCCCUCUGUUGAAGCUCACGCAUGUCGUUUUCUUU
Molecule: messenger RNA, 3098 nt
Organism: Sinocyclocheilus rhinocerous
Lineage: Eukaryota; Metazoa; Chordata; Actinopteri; Cypriniformes; Cyprinidae
Gene: col13a1
Product: collagen, type XIII, alpha 1
Exons: 35
Coding region: 306-2273 (655 amino acids)
Source: RefSeq, a predicted model, not a curated record